CCAACUGUUCCUUUGGUCACUCACUUGGUCUUGAUAAAUGGCGAGAUUCUCAAAGGUACUCAGGAAGACUGAUAUUAAAAAGAGACUCUCAGUGCCGACCGGGUUUCUCAGCUCUCUUUCAUCUUUUAAUGGUGGUGCUCAUGCUGUAGAUUUUCAAGCUGUAGAUGGAAGUGGCCGUGUUUGGACCUUCAGAUGCUCAAUUCGCAAGAAAGGACAUCCAAAACCAGUUAUUUCAAAGGGCUGGCUCGCUUUUGUUGCUAGCAAGAGCCUUAAAGUUGGUGACAAGGUCCAGUUUUUAAAGGAGAAAAACGAAGCUGGCGCCAAAACACAUGCUUACGAGAUUCGGGCUGAGAAAGAAAUAUUUUCCAGUUGGAUGCUUCCUAACACGCUUUUAAAGCGUGUGUCUACAAAUAAAAGCGUGUUAGGAAGCAUCAAACUCUGA
This is a messenger RNA of Populus trichocarpa (black cottonwood), 442 nucleotides long. RefSeq lists its product as uncharacterized. The record is from RefSeq and is a predicted model, not a curated record. NCBI's taxonomy places the organism in Eukaryota, Viridiplantae, Streptophyta, Magnoliopsida, Malpighiales, Salicaceae. The transcript is spliced from 3 exons. Gene Ontology annotation, molecular function: DNA binding. The coding region runs from base 38 to 442 and encodes 134 amino acids.